GCAUGUUUCCUCUGAAGUAAGGCCUCUAAUUCAACAGGGCUUGUUCCCAGGCGAGCAAGCUCACGAGACCACCACCUUACUUGGGGGCGCUAAGCCCCAUUUCACCAGGGCUCACCUUGUUCACCCUUACCUGGCAGGCAGAGUCCCACUGAAGUGCGCUGGACUUAGCCUAAGUAAACUUAUUGUACAGGAUCAGGCAAGGCUGCCGGCGAGGGCAAGGAAGAGCGCGGCCUCCUCGCUCGAUCCCGUGGGCUGUUGACCCUCCUCAACGCGGCAAUGGGGUUUAUUUACUCCCUGCGGGCUUCCCCGUGCGUAGGAUCGGGCUACGUGGAGGCAGCUUUAAACCCGCGCAAUGGGACUUGCGCCCAGAUGACCGACAUAGGCAGAGAAAGAAAAAAAAACCACCCACACACCAAUCAGCUGUUUCCCCCCCCUGUGGUCAUGACGGCUUCUUCUCUGCACAGUGACUGUCUGGUGGUCUUGUUUGGGGCAACAGCUGGUGCAUAUAGGGCUAAGCUGGGUUCCGAUGAAAGGGAACUAAUUCUCUUGGUGUGGCAAGUUGUGGAUCUUCACAGCAAGAAGGUAGGGACGCUACACAAAUGCUUGGUGAAGGCCGACAACUUGGAGCUGAGUGACCAAUGUCGAGAGGUGACAGGCUUAACCUCUGAAGGCCUGAGCAAAGCUGAGCCCCUCGACCGAGUUCUCCAACAGUUCAGUCAACUGGUAUCCAGCGAUCUAAAGGCUCUGGGAAGGAACACGUACACAUUCUGCACAGAUGGCCAGCUACUCAUUCGGCAGGUCCUUCAUCCAGAGGCCUCGAAAAAGAAUCUCCUGCUGUCUGACUGCUUUUAUUCAUUUUUUGAUCUGCGCAAAGAAUUUCAUGACUGCUACUCUAAUGUGGCCCCCGUGAAGGACCAAACUAUCCAGUCUAUGGCUGAAUAUAUAGGCUUUAGGAUAGAUGAAACAGAGGAGGAUUUUGGAGUAUGGCAAGUGAAAGCCAUGGUGGCCGUUAUUUUCAACAUGCUUCCGGAUACGUGUGAUGACAGAUUUACUGUCCCUGAAACUGUGAAAUACAAAUACGAAACUGGACCCUGUAGUAAAUCGGAAGCUGUGGAUAGCGAAACAGUAAUACGUGCUCGAGGACUCCCUUGGCAAUCUUCCGACCAGGACAUUGCACGGUUUUUCAAAGGCCUUAAUAUUGCCAAAGGUGGCGUGGCCCUCUGCCUGAAUGCCCAAGGAAGGCGGAAUGGAGAGGCCCUGGUGCGGUUUGUCAACUCUGAGCAGAGAGAUUUGGCUCUGGAACGGCACAAACACCAUAUGGGGAGCAGAUACAUUGAGGUUUACAAAGCAACUGGAGAGGAGUUUCUAAAGAUUGCUGGAGGUACCUCCCAUGAAGUAGCUCAGUUCCUCUCCAAGGAGAACCAAGUCAUCAUCCGGAUGAGGGGCCUUCCUUUCACAGCGACCCCUGAGGACGUCCUGGGGUUCCUCGGACCCGAGUGUCCUGUCACUGGAGGGAAGGAAGGGCUUCUCUUUGUCAAGUAUCCAGAUGGCCGACCUACAGGAGAUGCUUUUGUCUUGUUUGCCUGUGAAGAUUAUGCGCAAAAUGCACUUAAGAAACACAAAGAGAUCCUUGGGAAGCGCUACAUCGAGCUCUUCAGAAGCACAGCGGCAGAAGUUCAGCAGCAGGUUCUCAACAGGUACAUGUCUACCCCUCUCAUCCCCACUCUCCCCACUCCCAUCAUCCCCGUGAUGCCGCCUCCUUACACCAUUGCUGCUGGCAGCGUACGAGACUGUGUCCGGCUCAGAGGCCUGCCCUACACGGCUGGGAUUGAUGACAUCCUGGAGUUCAUGGGAGAUGCUACCGUGGACAUCAAGCCGCACGGAGUCCACAUGGUCCUGAACCAACAGGGCCGUCCGUCUGGUGAUGCUUUUAUCCAGAUGAAAUCUUCCGACCGGGCUUUCCUGGUGGCCCAGAAGUGUCACAAGAAGAUGAUGAAAGACCGUUACGUGGAAGUGUUCCAGUGUUCAGGAGAGGAGAUGAAUUUUGUUUUAAUGGGUGGCACUUUAAACCGUAGUGGCUUGUCUCCGCCACCAUGUAAGUUACCAUGUCUUUCUCCGCCAACCUACGCCUUCCAGACAGCCGCCGCCGUGAUCCCAACGGAAGCGGCAAUCUAUCAGUCCCAAGCCCUCUUGCCUCAAAGCAGGACCCAGCAGGCUUCAGCAGCUGCUGCAGCUGCCGCCGUUGCCGCCGCCACUCCAACUGUUACUUACUACCCAGCUCAGGCUGCUCAGCUUUACAUGAACUACACCGCUUAUUACCCCAGCCCGCCGGUGUCCCCUACCACAGUGGGGUACAUCACAGCACCCCAAGCAGCAGUCGCGGCCGCUGCCUCAGCCACACACACUCCGAUGCUGCCCCAGCCUGGUGCUUUAGUCCGGAUGCAGGGAUUGCCCUAUAAUGCAGGAAUGAAGGAAAUCCUCAGUUUCUUCCAAGGAUAUCAGCUCCACGCAGACGCCAUCCUCCUGCUUUACAACUUUAGUGGCCAGCUCAGCGGAGAAGCCCUGGUCACUUUCCCCAGCCUGGACUCAGCGAAGAAAGCUGUGGCUGAGAGAAGUGGAUGCCUCUUGGGAAGCCACUGUGUGGAACUCUGCCUGAUCUAACCCAGGGUAGACCCUCUGCAGGGUGGGGAGGAGUUAAGAACAAGCCCCGCUCAACCCCUGUGCCUUUUUAAGAAGAGCAACGUCUUCCUUCAUCAAAGUGCCUUCGCUUCCUCCUGAUGUGCCUGAGCAACAGUCCUCACAAGUGGCUUCAACUGAGGGGGAUGGAAGUACACCCUUCCCAAACAGAAGCUGAACUUAGUGCUAGAAUGCUUGAUCUAAAGGGUGUUGCCACGAAAAUCCCCCUUCCUCACCCUUUAAUUUGAAGAUAAUCCAUAGCACUUCAGUAGUUGUAAUGACAAGGGAUGCAUUUUUUAAAUUUUUUUAUUUUAUUUCUAUAUAGCUAUCUGGAGAGGAAAAUGAAGCCUAUAGAUUUCGUUCAUAUUUUAUUUUGAAACCAAGUUUGCCAAAAAUAUCUUGUUUGUUUGUUUGGCAGAGAGGGGUGGGGUAGGUUGCCUGUGCCUUCAGCGAGGGCUUGUGGAAGGCUGUUUUCUUGGAACGUGGCUUGGCAAACAACGCUUUGGGAUGUUUAUAUUGUUUCCUUUACUUCACUACAGAACAGCUUGGAAAGCUGCAUCCAAAUGAAAUUGCAGAAGAUGCUUUUCAGUUUCUUUUUUUAAAAAAUGUGUCAUUUGUGAAGUACAACACAAGUAAGUAAAUACAAUAAAGCCAUAUCUGUCUCCUAACAUACAGGCUGUCAACCUGUAAACCAAAAAAAGGAAGCCCAAAAGUUUUUUUUUAAAUUUCACUUGGACAAGAAUGGCACAUAAACAUUGAGGACUAGUAAAUUAUAUUUUGUUUUAUUUAAGCAUCAUAGCUCUCAGAUACUGUAUUAAAGCAUUUUUGCUCUAGUGCAUGCCAUUUGUUUACAACAUUAUUCUUUAUUUGUAUAUUAUGAAGCAACCAGAGAAGUUGAAAUCUAAUCCUAAUUAGUGCAUGUCUCUCCUUUUUAUGUAUGUAUAUACAUGUUCAAAGAAUAUCGUUUUAUGUUGCGUAGAGUGUGCUGAGACAUCUACUGUAGAAGCACUAAAUGAUUUUGUUUUUACCGUGCCUUGAUCCAGGACUUUUCUCAAAACGUGCAAUAACAGCGGAGGCACCCAGAAGGAGCUCAUUUUUGCAAGAGGCUGUUGGGUACCCUGUGUAUCCAGGGUCUUUUCUUUCUUUUUUUGCUAAGAGUGUACAACUUGGAGAAGUACUUAAAGAGAGAAUCAGCCUCUUCUUCCCACCCUGAAUGAUGAUGUAUGCCUCUUUAUAUAAUAAAUAAAAAGAUGCUUGCAGGAAAAA
This is a messenger RNA of Rhineura floridana, 3942 nucleotides long. RefSeq names its product epithelial splicing regulatory protein 2 (gene ESRP2). The transcript is spliced from 17 exons. The record is from RefSeq and is a predicted model, not a curated record. Gene Ontology annotation, cellular component: ribonucleoprotein complex; nucleoplasm. NCBI's taxonomy places the organism in Eukaryota, Metazoa, Chordata, Lepidosauria, Squamata, Rhineuridae. Gene Ontology annotation, biological process: regulation of RNA splicing. Gene Ontology annotation, molecular function: mRNA binding. The coding region runs from base 277 to 2661 and encodes 794 amino acids.